Messenger RNA from Sabethes cyaneus, 1023 nucleotides. RefSeq names its product arrestin domain-containing protein 2-like. The record is from RefSeq and is a predicted model, not a curated record. Gene Ontology annotation, biological process: protein transport. The coding region runs from base 1 to 1023 and encodes 340 amino acids. Gene Ontology annotation, cellular component: cytoplasm. The transcript is spliced from 3 exons. Lineage: Eukaryota; Metazoa; Arthropoda; Insecta; Diptera; Culicidae.
AUGCGCAUCAAAGUGGAAGUUAUCCUUACCAGUGGCUCCGACGGAGUGUUCCACCCUGGCCAGGAAGUGGUUGGCGAGGUGCUUGUUGGAUUAACCAAAACGAUUAAGGUUACACGCGUGAAAUUGGUGGUAUGUGGCUUGGGACUGACGGAGUGGAAUGAGGUCGACGGAAGAAGUGCACGGUUCCUGACGUUGGAGCAGUUCUUUUUUCAGGCGAAUGACACCGCUUCCAGUACCACGUACAGUGGCAGAGAGCGCUACAUGUACUCGGAGCUGGUCCUCAGUCAGCCCAAUGACUUUAUGACAGCUGGUGGUUACUCGUAUGGAUUCGCUUGUCCGCUUCCGGUUACACUGCCUGCUUCAUUCGAAGGAAACGAUGGUUCCAUUCGGUAUUCUCUUACGGCCAUUUUGGAACGGCCCUGGAAACGCUCAAAAUCACAUUCACUUAACUUUCAAGUCACGCGUCAAGUAAGCCUCAACGAUGAUCACCUUGUGCCACUGAAGGCCAACUAUACCAAAACGCUUGGAUGUUGGCCAUGUCUCGCCGGUGUCUCGCUUUCCAUGUCGGUACAGUUGCCAACCAACGGAUUCGUUCCGGGACAGAUAAUUCCGGCGCUAAUCAUCGUUACCAGCAGAAGAAACGUCAAAAUUCGCAAAGUCAUAACAACACUAAGACAGCAAACGACGUACAGUGCACAGUCGCCCAAACGGCGCCAGCGAAUCGAAACUACCGUCAUCUGUCAGAACGUAUCGCCGGGAAUUACCCUCCCGGAAGGGGGUGUCCUGGCCGAGGAUAACCUGCAAGUGCCUUGCUUGCUGCCGUCGACCAGCAGCAAACAUUCGAAGCUCAUCAAGGUGGCGUACGAGCUUAGGGUGAGCAUGGAAAUCGACACGUGUUUCCUGCAGGACCCCUGCGUCACCCUAGCCAUUCCGAUCGUAAUCGGAACACUGACCGAGCAAGACGGUGCGGAACUGUCCGACAACGAAUCCGUGCACGUAUGGUCGCUGCAGUCGGAAAACUAA